AUGCGUCUCCCUCCCCGUCGUGUUUUGACGUCAAAUAAGCGCAAGGGUAGGGAGGGUUUUGAUUCCCUGAAGCCGUCUCCACCACCAACACCAACAUCCACAACAAAAUUAGCCAAGCCGAGCAUAUCUCAAGUCGGCGCGGGAAAACUACCUGACCCUGUUUCGUCUAAUCAGCUCUUAGCCGGCUAUUUGGCGCAUGAAUAUCUCACUAGGGGAACAUUAUUUGGUCAACCUUGGGACCCGGCUCGAGCCGAAGAAGUAGCUUUGGAGCCGAAGAAGAUUAAGCCGAGCCAGAGGUUGAAAGAAGAAGAAACCCAGCCGAAUAAGGAAACUUAUAAAAGGUACGUGGAGGUAUCAAGUUUGUUGAAAGCGGGAGGGUCCCACUUACCUGGCGUUGUCAAUCCAAGCCAGCUCGCUCGCUUCUUGCAGAUGUGA
This is a messenger RNA of Hevea brasiliensis (rubber tree), 435 nucleotides long. RefSeq lists its product as uncharacterized. Lineage: Eukaryota; Viridiplantae; Streptophyta; Magnoliopsida; Malpighiales; Euphorbiaceae. The transcript has a single exon. The record is from RefSeq and is a predicted model, not a curated record. Bases 1 to 435 code for a protein of 144 amino acids.